AUAUUAAGAGUAUUUGAUGCACCAAAAACUUUUAUUAGAUCAUUAUCAAAACUAUCUAUAAAUAAAAAUCUGGAAUAUAUAUCGUCAAUGCAACCUGUAGGAGCAAAUCUUCCAGCAUUAGGUUUAUCAAAUAAAGCUAUAUUUCAAAGUGAUAUAGAAAAAUUAUCAGAAAUUGCAGAACCAGAAGAAUUUUUAAGCAGACAAAAUUAUUUACAUUCAUCAUCAGCACCAAAUUCUUUGAUGCAGACUUUAAAUCAUCCACCAUCUUCCAAUCUUUUAAGGCCUGAUGACUUGAGUGAAAAAUCAACAGCUGUGACUGCUUCAUUCAAUUUAAUUGUUGCUACACAAUUCCAAUUAUCAUUUACAUCAUUUGCUCCUUCAUCUUUAGCUAAAUCUUCAAUCCAAAAUUUGACCUACAAAAACAAGAAACAAUGA
Entrophospora sp. SA101 is the source of this 435-nucleotide messenger RNA. The record is from the annotation of a GenBank genome assembly. Lineage: Eukaryota; Fungi; Glomeromycota; Glomeromycetes; Entrophosporales; Entrophosporaceae.